AUGUCGACCCUUGUUGAGGCCACCUCGGAGGCGGAAUUCGCAGCCCAUUUGAGUUCCCUGCCUCCCACAUCGCUGCUUGUGCUCUACUUCCAUGCUCCAUGGGCCGCACCCUGUGCGCAAAUGCACGCUGUCCUCUCCGCGCUCGCAUCCCAAUACCCUGUCGCCACCCCGCCCUCCAUCUCGUUCGUGAGUGUCAACGCCGAAGAACUCCCCGACAUCUCAGAAGAAUACGACGUCACGGCGGUCCCAUUCGUCGUACUUCUUCGCAACGGCAGCGUUCUUGAAUCCAUCAGCGGCAGUGAAGCCACCAAGGUGCGGGAUGCAGUGGAGCGCCACGCCGGGAGCGGAACGGGAGCCGGCGCAUCAAAAACUGUCAUCCCGCCGCCAUUGUCGACUGUCCCUAGGGGGAAUGGCCCUGCGACGGCCACACAGCCUCCGGUGAAUGAGGACGCUGCUCCCGCCUUGACGCCCGAACAGUCCAAGGAGGCGCUGUUCGCUCGCUUGGCGGAAUUGGUCAAGGCCGCACCGGUCAUGCUCUUCAUGAAGGGAACCCCUAGUGCACCUCAGUGUGGGUUCAGUCGGCAGCUGGUGGGGAUCUUGCGUGAGAGGAGCGUCAAGUAUGGGUUCUUCAAUAUCUUGGCUGAUGAGGAUGUCAGACAGGGACUCAAGGAGUUCGCUGAAUGGCCCACGUUCCCGCAGCUGUGGGUAAAUGGAGAAUUGGUGGGAGGUUUGGAUAUUGUUCGGGAUGAGUUAGACAACGAUCCGGACUUCCUUACCGAGUUUUCCGUGAACAAGUCAUCCGCUGCGGCAUGA
Molecule: messenger RNA, 813 nt
Organism: Aspergillus tanneri
Lineage: Eukaryota; Fungi; Ascomycota; Eurotiomycetes; Eurotiales; Aspergillaceae
Gene: GRX4
Product: PICOT family protein
Exons: 2
Coding region: 1-813 (270 amino acids)
Molecular function (GO): 2 iron, 2 sulfur cluster binding
Source: RefSeq, a predicted model, not a curated record